AUGUCGAAAAUUGAGAAUGCCCUCCCGAAACCGAAGAUCGAGCUGUACAGCGGGAAGUACUUCGCCGCCUGUGCGGUGGGAGGAGUAAUCGCCUGCGGUCCAACCCACACAGCAGUAACACCCCUGGACCUCGUAAAAACACGCCGACAAGUCGACUCCAAACUCUACAAAUCGAACCUCUCGGCAUGGUCCAUGAUCUACCGCUCGGAGGGGAUCCGCGGGGUCUUCUUCGGCUGGUCACCCACCUUCGUCGGCUACUGCUUGCAGGGUGGAGGGAAAUACGGGUUCUAUGAAGUGUUUAAAUACCUGUAUGGGGAGAAAAUGUUCCCGGGCGUGAGCAAACCGGUGAUCUUCCUGGGGGCCAGCGCCAGUGCGGAGUUUCUGGCGGAUAUGGCGUUGUGUCCGUUUGAGGCUGUCAAGGUGCGGAUGCAGACCACGCUGCCGCCGUUUGCGAACACGAUGCGCGAGGGGAUCUCGAAAAUCGUGGCUAAGGAAGGAUACGCCGGAUUGUAUAAGGGAUUGUAUCCUCUCUGGGGCCGCCAAAUCCCUUACACCAUGUGCAAGUUCGCCACCUUCGAGACCACAGUCGACAAGAUCUACGCCACGCUCGGCAAGCCCAAGUCCGCCUACAACGGGCUGCAGCAAACCGGCGUCUCCUUCCUCGGCGGCUACAUCGCCGGAAUCGCCUGCGCCGUCAUCUCGCACCCCGCGGACGUCAUGGUGUCCAAGCUCAACUCGGAUCGGAAACCGGGGGAGGGCGCGGGCAAGGCGAUGGGCAGGAUUUAUGGCAAUAUCGGGUUUGCGGGAUUGUGGAAUGGGCUGCCGGUUAGGAUUUUGAUGAUUGGUACGUUGACGGCGUUUCAGUGGUUGAUUUAUGAUAGUUUUAAGGUGGCGUUGGGACUACCUACUACGGGGGGCCAUUAG
Molecule: messenger RNA, 924 nt
Organism: Hyaloscypha bicolor E
Lineage: Eukaryota; Fungi; Ascomycota; Leotiomycetes; Helotiales; Hyaloscyphaceae
Product: mitochondrial phosphate carrier protein
Exons: 3
Coding region: 1-924 (307 amino acids)
Biological process (GO): mitochondrial phosphate ion transmembrane transport
Cellular component (GO): mitochondrial inner membrane
Molecular function (GO): phosphate transmembrane transporter activity
Source: RefSeq, a predicted model, not a curated record